Messenger RNA from Phlebotomus papatasi, 1240 nucleotides. RefSeq names its product nucleoporin seh1 (gene Nup44A). Gene Ontology annotation, biological process: positive regulation of TORC1 signaling; cellular response to amino acid starvation. Gene Ontology annotation, cellular component: Seh1-associated complex; nuclear pore outer ring. The transcript is spliced from 2 exons. NCBI's taxonomy places the organism in Eukaryota, Metazoa, Arthropoda, Insecta, Diptera, Psychodidae. Gene Ontology annotation, molecular function: protein binding; structural molecule activity. The record is from RefSeq and is a predicted model, not a curated record. The coding region runs from base 88 to 1170 and encodes 360 amino acids.
GCAUCCAGUGUGUGAUAACAAAAUAUUGACUUCUAUUUGUGACGCGCCCGCGAAUUUGUGAAAAACAAGGAAAACCCUGGAAAAAUCAUGCUGGAACCUAAUACCAUUAGAACAGAGCACAAGGAUGUAAUACAUGAUGUCGUCUACGAUUAUUAUGGACAGAGGAUGGCGACUUGUUCAAGCGACCAGACGGUUAAGGUUUGGGAUCAGAAUGAGCAAGGAGUGUGGAGUGUUACAGCCAGCUGGAAGGCUCAUUCGGGAUCAGUUUGGCGAUUGUCAUGGGCACAUCCUGAAUUUGGUCAGGUACUGGCAACUUGCUCUUUUGACAGGACAGCUUCAGUGUGGGAGGAGACCAUUGGAGAGAAAUCCUCUCCCACCAUGGCUCCAGUGAAGCGUUGGGUGCGUCGAACAAAUCUUGUGGAUUCCCGCACAAGUGUCACUGACGUGAAAUUUGCUCCCAAAAGUCAGGGAUUGCUCCUGGCCACAUGCUCAGCUGACGGAGUCAUCCGGAUAUAUGAGGCUCCAGACAUCAUGAACCUCUCUCAGUGGACACUACAACACGAAAUUGCCUGCAAACUCCCUCUGAGCUGUUUGUCCUGGAACCAAUCAAUGUUCCGUCUGCAUUCCCCGAUGAUCGCUGCCGGAAGUGACGAUGCAACUCAAUCCACAGGCGGCAAAGUUUUCAUCUAUGAAUCCAGCGAGAAUGCGAGGAGAUGGACAAAAGUUGAGACACUGACUCAGGUCACAGAUCCCGUUCACGAUAUCGCCUUUGCGCCCAACGUCGGAAGAAGUUACCACAUCCUCGCCGUGGCCAGCAAGGAUGUCUACAUCUUCAAUCUCAAGCCCAUUCUUGAGCCCACAGGCACCUCCAGGCUGGAAAUCCAGUGCGCUGGUCAGUUUAAUGAUCACUACUGCACGGUCUGGAGAGUCACGUGGAACAUCACUGGCACCAUGUUGGCCACCACCGGAGACGAUGGAUGCAUCCGGAUGUGGAAGAUGAAUUAUAUGAAGAAUUGGCGAUGUGCUGGUAGUCUCAAAUCAGACAGCGAAAGGAAUCAGGACUGCGAUACUCCUCCGCCAGUCGUUCAAGUCACCAACGGAGCCAUUUCCCAGACAAAAUACUACAAGAAGGGCACAAUCACGCAUCCCAGUCAGGUUCCGUGGCACUAAGAACGCUCAAAUGAGGCAACAAUUUCUAUUUUCUCAUGAAAGUCUAAUAAAUAUAAAUUUUUAAUAAAAA